GUCAGUUGUUUGUCCCAAAAAAACAUGGCCACGGUUAUGAGCAAUCUGUCAACAAUUUAGGUGUGGUUAGAGAAGUUUGUAAAUUUAUUCUGUAAUAACUAUCUUUCCUCUUGCACAAGGGGUAAUUUUUAAAUUGAAAACAUGACAGGUAGAUUACCUGCGUGUGUCAUUGAUGUGGGGACGGGGUACACUAAAUUAGGAUUUGCUCCCAACAAAGAACCUCAGUUUAUAAUCCCAUCAGCAAUUGCCAUCAGGGAAUCAGCAAAGGUUGGUGAUCAGGCAAUUCGCAGAUUAGCUAAAGGUGUUGAAGAUUUGGAUUUCUUUAUUGGUGAUGAAGCAUUCGAUGCUACAGGAUAUGCAGUAAAGUAUCCUGUGAGGCAUGGGUUAGUUGAAGAUUGGAAUUUGAUGGAACGCUUCCUUGAGCAAUGUAUUUUCAAGUAUUUACGUGCUGAGCCAGAAGACCACCAUUUUUUGCUCACCGAACCACCCUUAAACACCCCCGAAAACAGAGAAUACCUUGCUGAAAUUAUGUUUGAAUCCUUCAAUGUGCCAGGGUUAUACAUUGCUGUUCAGGCAGUGUUAGCUCUUGCUGCUUCAUGGGCAUCAAGACCUAUCGAAGAAAGAACCCUAACUGGUAUUGUUGUUGACAGUGGUGAUGGUGUAACACACGUUAUUCCGGUGGCUGAGGGGUAUGUGAUUGGGAGUUGCAUCAAGCAUAUACCUAUAGCAGGCAGGGAUAUCACCUAUUUUAUUCAAUCAUUGCUCCGUGAAAGAGAAGUUGGAAUUCCUCCUGAACAAUCCCUGGAAACUGCCAAAGCAAUAAAGGAACGCCAUUGUUAUAUCUGUCCUGAUAUUGCAAAAGAGUUUGCAAAAUAUGAUUCUGACCCCUCAAAAUGGAUGAGAAAGUUCAAAGGUGUCAAUUCUGUAACCAAGCAGCCUUUUUCAGUUGAUGUUGGUUAUGAAAGAUUCCUUGGCCCUGAGAUUUUCUUCCAUCCUGAGUUCUCCAACCCUGAUUUUACUAUUCCCUUAUCGGAAACUGUGGACCAAGUUAUUCAGAACUGUCCUAUUGAUGUAAGAAGGCCGUUAUACAACAAUAUAGUGUUGUCAGGAGGAUCUACUAUGUUCAGAGACUUUGGACGAAGGCUUCAGAGAGAUAUUAAACGUAAUGUAGAUGCUCGGUUGAAGCUUAGUGAAAGUCUAAGUGGCGGGCGAAUCACUCCAAAGCCCAUAGAUGUACAAGUUGUCACUCAUCAUAUGCAACGUUAUGCUGUAUGGUUUGGUGGAAGCAUGCUUGCCUCAACUCCUGAGUACUAUGAAGUUUGUCACACCAAAGCUGACUAUCAAGAGUAUGGACCAAGCAUAUGUCGUCAUAACCCUGUCCUUGGAACAAUGACUUAGUAUAUUAUCUUGUCAUAAAGUUGUACUGCAAAGUAGGUUAUGUAUCCACAUUAGACCUACCUAAAAAUUGCAAUAGACUAAUGAAAAAUGUGAUAUGUGAUUGAAUUGGUACUCUUGCAUUUUUCCUCAGCCUAGGUAAACAAAUUUUAUUUGUUUCUUCCACAUAGCUUGUAUGUUAUGCUCAAAUGUUUUUGAAUUUGGAUGGGUAUAUUAAUAAAUUUUGUACUAGAACAAUUUGUUUUAUCCUUCUGUGGUGGACAUAAAUGUUGAGGACAAUUAUGAAUUAUAAUUUAUCACGUUAGACUUCAAAGACUUAAGCAAAAUGAACUGCAUAACUUGUUCUUCAGAGUUGAAGCAGAAGAGUACCAAAACUUGUGGAACAUCUGAGAAACAAACGUCCCUGUGGUGUUCACUUUAUAAAUAUGAUAUCUGCAUUUUGUUUCUUAAAUUAUCUGAUGUAAAAUGGUUGUCAUUCCUUCUAUUUUGUCCUUUUUUCUACAGUAGAUGAUUAUUUUUGGUGCAAUUGUGCAUGUAAGAUCCUGUUAAUUUGCAGUAGCUGUGUUUGUAGGAAAAAAAUCAUGUUUUUACCAUAUUUUUUAGUCUUAAAAAAUUUGAAUUUUUGUCUACUAUGUCAAGAAGGUGAUACCUUUGUGAUGUUUGUCUUUACGUGGGAAAACCUGACCUCUAUAGGGUUUGGCAGACUAAUGAAUAUAAAAGUGCAUUUAACAGUU
This is a messenger RNA of Frankliniella occidentalis (western flower thrips), 2129 nucleotides long. It is a transcript of the gene Arp3, whose product is annotated as actin-related protein 3. The transcript has 8 exons. Lineage: Eukaryota; Metazoa; Arthropoda; Insecta; Thysanoptera; Thripidae. Gene Ontology annotation, cellular component: actin cortical patch; Arp2/3 protein complex. The record is from RefSeq and is a predicted model, not a curated record. Gene Ontology annotation, molecular function: actin filament binding. The coding region runs from base 142 to 1398 and encodes 418 amino acids. Gene Ontology annotation, biological process: Arp2/3 complex-mediated actin nucleation.